AAUUACAACAUAAUAUUUACAUUAUUCUAACAUGUAAUAUACGAUUACGAUUAUGUUCGUUUCACGUUGAAUGUUUGGGUUUUUUUCAAAGACAAACAAAUAACUUUAGUGGUGACCAUUCAGUAAUAUAAUCACAGAAUAUGAAAGGAUCGAUUGCAAUUGCAUUAUAAGAAAUACGUUUACAUAGUCGUUAUUAAUUUCUGUUUUUUAAAAAGUUGUUUGUAUGUAUAUUUGUAAUGAAAAUAAAAAUGAUAUUUCACUGACAUCUCAAAAUACUAUUUUGCACGUUCUCGUCAAACUUCCGCCCUGACAAAAUUAUCAUAGCGUGACCUAAUCAUAUGCAUGAUUUUCUAUUAAAAAUUUUACGUUAGACUCGCUUACAAUGAAUUUAAUCUUGAAAAUAUUCAGUAGAUUAAUACUUGCUUAUUUGAUACGUUGCAUUGAUACGUAUUAGGGACGAUAUACAGAAAAUUAACCUAAUUCACAUCGCCGGCGUCGUUUGAUUACGCAUAUGUCAGUAUUUUACAAAGCGACGACUCGUCGAGUACAGUGAGUAGUGGGAGACAUUCAAAAAGCUGUAUAGCCAUAUACGAAGUGUCAAAACCACUGAAGGUGGAAUAUUAAGUCCGUAUUAUUCGAAAAGUACACGGCAAACCGAUUGAAAUUAAAUAAAAGUGUUGCUUUAAGAGUAAUAUGACAAGCUUCUUUGAAAGAGAUCCAAAAAAGAGGAGAGUCAAGCCUGUCGGAACAGCACCUCUGCUUGAUUUUGAUUUAGGUGAAAGUUCCGAUGACAGUGAUUUCAGAAUUGAAGAUCAUUGUGAAGAAUCAGAUGAUGAUUCAGAGGAUUCCAACGAUAUUGGAAAAGAAGAAGAAGAUGGAUCGGAAGAAUCUGAUGAUUCCUUGGAUGAUCCAUUAAUCAGUAGAAAAGAAAAUGCUAAUUUGACUGUGGGUGAUGUAAUAGAACAAGCUCGGCAACAAGCAUUAAAAGGAGGAGGUCCACUCGAAGACAAAUUAAAUAAAAUGUUAAUUUGUUGUGGUUGCUUAGGAGAUAGAAGUGAUGAUGUUAAUGAAAUUGUUGAAUGUGAUGGAUGUGGUGUUAGUGUGCACGAAGGAUGUUAUGGUGUAUCCGAUGUAGAAAGUUUUUCCAGUACCGAUUCUUUCUGUCAGUUAGCACCCUGGUUUUGUGAAGCUUGCAGUGCAGGCAUCGAAGAUCCUCCUUGCGAACUUUGUCCGAACAAAGGUGGAAUUUUUAAAGAGACUGAUGUAGGCAAAUGGGUCCAUUUAGUAUGCGCGCUUUAUGUACCUGGUGUUGCUUUUGGAGAAGUAUGGAAGGUUGAUCGUUUAUCAAGUGUAACGCUCUUUGAAAUGGCAUACAGCAAAUGGGGAGCAAAACAGUGUUCUUUGUGCGAAGAUGCGCGUUACGCUCGUACUGGCGUAUGCAUAGAAUGCGAUGCUGGAAUGUGCCAUACAUAUUUCCAUGUUACUUGCGCGCAAAGGGAAGGUCUGUUGUCUGAAGCUCACAGUGAAGAAGUGGACCAGGCUGACCCAUUCUAUGCACAUUGUAAACUUCAUUCCGAUAAAACUCUCGUUCGUAGACGUAGACGUAAUUGGUUAACUCUACAGUUACGAGCCCAGUAUCGACAACAGUUAUUAAAACAACCUAACCACUUAGAUACAGAAGAACAACGUAGAAUUCAAAGAAAACUGGCAAAACAUCGACACAAAUAUUUAGCUCAUAAAGCAUCUCGACCACCGCCAUGGGUACCAACUCAGAAGAUGCCCCGACUAUUAACUACAUCCGCAUCUGCUUGUCGACAAUUAGCAAGGAAAGCUGAACUCAUGGGCGUUGAUACGGCUGCAUUGGAAGCACAGGAAGCCCAACUUGUAGCCUUAGUCGAUGUUAGAAAAAAAUGGCAUAUUCCGCCUGCUUUUAGCGUAGAAUUUAUUGGUUAUUAUUUGGAUCGCAAUUUGCGAGUGACGUCUAUGAAAAGGCGGUUGCAAGAACUGCUCGAUGUUAAUUCGCAGUUGCUGAAUGAACAACAGAGGCUAGACAGAAAAUAUGACGAAGUAAUGAAGGAUAACGAGGAACAAAUACGCGUAAAUGUAACAUUGAAAGAAAAGAUAGAAAUGUAUCACCAAGUACUCCAGAGCAGCGGUUAUGUGAAACCUUUACCACAAAUAGCUGACUUGGCAAAGCCACGAAUAACACCAACAUUAGGUACAGGUUUAGGUGUGCCAACAGCAGCUGCCUUAAAAAUGGGUGUUGGUUUUCCCUUGCCAGUAGGUAAAGGUGUAGAAGGUGUACGCGAGGGUAGAGUGUUGAGUAGUCAGGCACAAGAUCAAAAUCAUAAAGGUGAAUUGACUCUAAGGCAUCAGUGUGGAAUAUGCAGAAGAUCUACAAAUCAACAUCUGCUUGCAAAGUGCGACACAUGUCAUCUUCAUUACCAUUUAUCUUGUCUAAGUCCACCUCUAUCGCGUAUGCCCAAGAAAACGAAGUUAAUGGGAUGGCAGUGUUCUGAAUGCGAUAAGGAAUCUUCUGGAUCAGAGGUCGAACGUGUCGACACAUCAGCCCCUCGUAAAUUAAGGCACUGUAAGGAUGAUUCCAAUUUAACAUUGACACCAACACCACCACAAGAAGUGCAAGUGCCUACAACACCAACGACACCAAGCACUUCGAAAAAUUCGUCUGCUAGUCUUAGUAGUGUAACAAAUGUCACAAUUGAUACGCCUACAACGCCAAAAGUGACUAUAAAACCAGUUGGACCACAUCCUCCGUCUUCGACUCCUAUUCAGUCAGGAGAACCGGUAUACAAUCAGCAACCUAUUAAUAAUGUGACAAUAGCGACGAGAGAAGGAUCACCUGAAUAUAUGGUGGCUUCGGCAGAUGGCACGGAAUCUGUUUCGCAGAGAAGUGCAAAGAAAAGAAGAAGGGAGAAGCAUAAACGAUAUACACCUGAUCCGAUUACGGGAGUGAAACAAAGAAAACGAAAACAUAAACGGAAAAGUCUCGAUGUGGAGAAUCCAGAAGGACAAGGUCAACCGGAAGUUCAUAGAAGAAUAACGAUAAAGAUAAAACCAAUACCAAGGCCAGAGGGUGAAGUUGCUUCUGAAUCAAGUCCGCAGAUGUUUGUAGCCACAUCUACCAGUACUGAAAUCACAUCUCCGCCACUACCUAAACUGCCACUUCCGCCGCCUGCUCUACCCGUUCCGUCGAUACAACCUUUAAUUUCAAAUGCUGCACCUGUAACAGCGAACGCGUCUUCUAAUAGUACGGGUAAUAGGGUAUCGACGGGAAAUGCAAAACGGGGAAAAGAUACAGACCUUCUAACUCAUUGCAAUGUCUGUGAUACGCCUGGCACCAGUCAAAAUCUCGUCAUGUGUGAUGAAUGUAAAAAAUGCUACCACUUCACCUGUCUUGAUCCACCAGUUAAAAAGUCGCCCAAAAGAAGAGGCUACUCCUGGCAUUGCGCAGAUUGCGAUCCUAGUGCCUCUGAAACUGAGACUUAAUAUCAACAAUUUUAUGUCUGCAGCUAUAAUUCCACGUUUAAAUAAAUUAAGACAUUAAAUGUCAUUAUGUUUUUUGUAAAAUAUACAAAAUAUAGUCAAACAAAUUUUCCUC
This is a messenger RNA of Hylaeus anthracinus, 3619 nucleotides long. Its product is annotated as PHD finger protein 14. The transcript is spliced from 14 exons. Lineage: Eukaryota; Metazoa; Arthropoda; Insecta; Hymenoptera; Colletidae. The record is from RefSeq and is a predicted model, not a curated record. Gene Ontology annotation, biological process: regulation of transcription by RNA polymerase II. Bases 694 to 3507 code for a protein of 937 amino acids.